CGUGACUGUCACGGUCCUGACUCGGAACUCCUACUGAAGUGACCCACUUGUUGCAGCCGAAUCCCGACGAGAUUGCGAAAGCGAAGGUUGCCGCCAGUCUUGCAGGGUCGCCCCUUCCAAAUCAGCACAUUGGGAAAACCACCGCAGUGAGCUGUCAGUCUCUUACUCGCCCACCUUGUGCUUCGUGUCAGCUGCAUGUUACUGCAUGCACCUCCGCAAGCAGGUUGGCACAUACGUGUCGAUGUACGCAAUCUUGGCGGCGACCACGUGUCUGGAAAAUGGCGCAGAACUUGCGCCACAAUCUGCCAGACAAGCAGUUUCCAGACCUGCAUGCAGAUUGCCCUCUGUGACGUGUCAGGGCGGCUAGGCCUGCGUAUCGCGAAGUCCCAGUCUGUUUGAGCAAUUGCAAAAGCUGCGUUCCGUAUGAUAAGAAGCAGGCCCCACAGCAAUUGCUCAUCACAAUCACAAGCAAGCCCCAACAACAAUCCUCAGAAACAGAGUUGCUCACUUUCAAAAAAGUACACUCUUUGCCCCCAGAAACUCGUAUCGAAACAGCCCACCAAGCGAAAACUAUGGCUUUCAACCAGAACCGCGCAGGAGCUCCCAACAGCGCCGCUGGCCGCGCCGCCGAGGCCAUUGAGAACCGCACUGGCCCCACCUCUGCUGUCGGUCGCGCUGCCGGCAACUUUGCUGACCGCGAGGAGAUGAAGCACGGAUCCACCGGGACCGCUGCCGGGCUCACUGGCACUCGCGCCACCGGCAUGACCGGAACUGGGCUCACCGGGCAGCACCACAUGGGCACCGGUGUCGCUGCCGGCGCCGGCCGGAUGAUGCGCGAUGAGCAGUAUGACCGGGAGGCACUGCAGGGUGUGACUGGGAUCCGCUCCGAGACCACCGGACAGGGCCCUGCGUACUGCCCCAACCCUAACGACUCGACCCUGCCUAAGGAGUUCGAGACCCGGGUCCAGGUCAUUGAGAAGGUGCCUGAGAUGAAGACCGUCACCAAGACCGACUAUGUUAAGCGCCUGGAUGAGCGCACCGAGACUGUCCUGGUCCCCAAGACCAAGGUGGUUAUGGAGGAGGUUGAGCGUGUGGACAUGGUUCCCCACGUCAAGGAGAUCCCUAAGACCCGCACUGAGACCAGGCACAGGGUUGUUGAGGAGCAGGUGCAGGUUCCCUACACUGAGAAAGUUGUUGUCAAUGUGCCCGUCCCACGCAAGGAGACUGUCCCCCGCGUGGUCACUGAGCAGGUCGAGACCACUGUCACCGUCCCCAUCGUCAAGGAGGUGCCCGUGACCCGCAAGGUCGAGGUGCCCACCGGCAACUACUGCGAGAAUCCCGUCAACGAGUUCCACCACGCUGGCAAGGGCUUGCCCACCGGUCUCCACGGGGAGAAGCUCGGCCACCACCCCAACGUGCUGAACAAGGAUUUGGGCGCACACACCAGCACCGCCACCGGGACCGGAAUUGCGGCCGGAACCGGUCUUGGAGCUGGUGCCCACCACACCACCGGAACUGGAAUGACCGGAACUCACACCACCGGAACUGGGUUGGCUGGAACUCACACCGGAACCACGGCCGCCGUCCCCAAGAAGAAGAGCCUGCUCCAGAAGAUUGAAGACAAGCUGAUGCCCGGCCACCAUUAAAUGGAAGGAAUGAUAGCGCUGUAGCGACUGGUGUAUGAACGUUGGUAAUUUGGUGGUUGGUAAAAAACUUGUGCAGAUUCGUUUGUAACAAAACGGAGAGGAAGUGUAGAUACGUUCGUUUUCUAGAUGAACUAUGUUUAUUGCACCGCAAAUUGCCCAAGAGUUUAGGGAAGCACGCGUAGGUAACAAAACAUUGAUCACGUUGACUGUCGUCUGGACCUAUUUAUAAACUGGUAGGGCUUUUUUGACUCACACAGUAUUCUCGCUCAUUCAACUCACAAAAAUUGUCUCGCUUUCUUUCCCUCGCAAAGACACCUUCCAUUUUGCACAUAAUUUCCACCACCUUAUAAAUCAACUUAUAGAUGUAAUCACCAGUAACCUCCGAUACUUUUA
Klebsormidium nitens is the source of this 2039-nucleotide messenger RNA. NCBI's taxonomy places the organism in Eukaryota, Viridiplantae, Streptophyta, Klebsormidiophyceae, Klebsormidiales, Klebsormidiaceae. The record is from the annotation of a GenBank genome assembly.